Messenger RNA from Nematolebias whitei (Rio pearlfish), 1153 nucleotides. Its product is annotated as ADP-ribosylation factor 3. The coding region runs from base 127 to 672 and encodes 181 amino acids. Gene Ontology annotation, biological process: intracellular protein transport; vesicle-mediated transport. The transcript has 5 exons. The record is from RefSeq and is a predicted model, not a curated record. Gene Ontology annotation, cellular component: plasma membrane; cytoplasm. Lineage: Eukaryota; Metazoa; Chordata; Actinopteri; Cyprinodontiformes; Rivulidae. Gene Ontology annotation, molecular function: GTPase activity; GTP binding.
CGUGAGACGUUUAGUAGUGGACCGCUCGGGUAAAAGCCCCAGCAAGACGACUGAUAAAUAGCUGAAAGACCUGCAGCACCACAACCCAAGCCACGACACGUAGAGUUUGAGAAGCUCGUCCGAAUCAUGGGGAACAUUUUUGGGAACUUGCUGAAGAGCCUCAUAGGAAAAAAGGAGAUGAGGAUCUUGAUGGUUGGGCUCGAUGCUGCAGGGAAAACGACAAUUCUGUAUAAGCUCAAACUGGGGGAAAUAGUCACUACAAUUCCAACAAUCGGAUUUAAUGUGGAAACGGUGGAGUACAAGAACAUCAGCUUCACCGUGUGGGAUGUGGGUGGACAGGAUAAGAUCCGGCCCCUCUGGAGGCACUACUUCCAAAACACGCAGGGUCUAAUCUUUGUGGUGGACAGUAAUGACAGAGAACGUGUGAACGAAGCUCGAGAGGAGCUGAUGAGGAUGCUGGCAGAGGAUGAGCUGAGAGACGCAGUGCUCCUUGUCUUUGCUAAUAAACAGGACUUACCGAAUGCCAUGAACGCUGCCGAGAUCACAGACAAGUUGGGCCUGCACUCCCUCCGCCACCGCAACUGGUACAUCCAGGCCACCUGCGCCACCAGCGGCGACGGUCUGUACGAGGGCCUUGAUUGGCUGGCCAAUCAACUCAAGAACAAAAAAUAAGUGGGAGACUGGGAAAAGCAGACGCCCAAAUCCAAUUUUUUAUUUCUUUCUCUCAUCCAAGGAGGGAGGUUUGGGUUGGAUUCAAAAGUUUUGAUUGGUGUGUACAAAAAAUGUUCAGAGUCAGGAGGAGGUCCGGUUUAGUUUUUAGUAGUUAUUUUAAAAAAAAUCUCCAGUUCAUAUCUAACUACACACUGACUAACCAGUUACAACAGACACUUGAUUUUUCUCCAUCCACUUGUUCUUAGGUGAAAUGUUCUGUGUUGGUCUCCAGGUGCGGUGCUGAGUCAGUCUGAUGUCACUUGUCUGGUUUUUGUUUCACCUCUACGUCACCCAUCCAAAGAAAAGUCUCGUUUCGUGUUAAUUUGUUACUUUCUUAUUUCCUGCAGGGUAACAGCCAUGUUUGAGAACAAUUACAUCACAGACCAUUCACAGCAGCUUCUAACAAUGGGUUGUUCUCCCCUCUCAUUUGUGAGCCAUACUG